AUGAUUUUGGAUUUGGAUCUUGAACAAAAACCAACCUUCAUUGAGGUAUGGUGUUGCAAGCGGGUCUGGGCACAGGCCCCAGUCCCGCGUGUCCUCGCGCCACCGGGGCCUGCGCCAGCGCCCAGGGGGCUUGAUUUGGCAGGUCGCGUGGGGGUCGGACCUUGGCACUGGCCCAAGCCUGGCUUGGCUGAACCCAAGCUCUGGGCUCACCAGAUCACCGACAUCGACUACCACCACCACUUUACCUCGAUGUCUGAAUCUGUGGUGAUGGACCCGACCGACUUGGAAAUCCAAGCGAAUAAGGAGCGAACACGGGCGCUUGAAGCGAUUAAGAAAGCAAAAUCAAAUAUUGAUGAAAAUAGGACCUACAAGAACGACCGACUCACUCACAAGGAGCGUAAGCCAAAUGCGAUCAUCAAGCCAGAGGUCCGCGAUCUCAUCCGCGAGAACGUCAACGGAAAGGGCAUGAAGAUCGGCGACGCCAUGAAGAAGUUCAACGUCUCCCGACGCCAAAUCCAACGGAUCAAGGGAGAGGACCCCAACUUGAUCAGAACGCAUAAAAAGAGGCCGGGGAAAUUCACUGACGACAUGAAGACCGAGCUGCUCAUGCAACUCGACCAGAAAUUGACGACGACCCUUGCGGAGAUGGCCGCCUUCAUCAAGGACCGAUUCGAUGUGAAGGUCUCGACUCAGGCGAUUAGUAACCUCAUCCAUGAUAUGGACAUAUCAUGGAAGCAGGUUACUAAUAUACCUGCUGCGUGGAAUAAGCCCGAUCUUAUCGAGCAGCGAGCAAACUUCGUCAAUCGACGUGGCUUGGACCUCGGACGACGGGUGGUCUUUGUGGAUGAGGCUGGUUUUGACUUACAUUCCAGUCGAGCAUUUGGAUACGCUCCCUCCAGUCAGCCUGCUGUGCUUAGCCUUGUUCCCAAGGCUAAGCAAAUCACGUUGAUUGGGGCACUCUCGGUGGAGGGCUUCGACUACUACGAGCUCCUCAACGCCAAUAACACCAAGGCUAAAGGGGUAGGGGCAGAUGAAUUCUGCCUCUUCCUUGGCAGCCUUGGUGCUUGCCUCCCGAACGAAGCGAUCAUCAUCAUGGACAACGCUCCAAUCCAUCAAGGAGAUCGCUUCGAGGAGGUCAUCAAAUCACUCGACGCCUCCAAAUCAAUCAAGGUGGAAUUUUUACCACCCUACUCGCCGUUUCUCAAUCCAAUCGAAUACAGCUUCCAUUCGAUCAAAUCGUAUGUUCGAUCGAAGGAGCCACCCAACCGAAUGGCGUUAGUCGACGAGAUUAAAAAAGGGAUUCAAGAAUCAAUCACCCCGGAGAAAUCUCAACAUUUUUUUGCCCAUUGUCAGCGACUCUACCGCCCCUGCGCUGACUUUCAACAAAUUACUGGGCCGGUUUUAUCUUCUUCUUCAGCAUAG
Molecule: messenger RNA, 1422 nt
Organism: Puccinia graminis f. sp. tritici CRL 75-36-700-3
Lineage: Eukaryota; Fungi; Basidiomycota; Pucciniomycetes; Pucciniales; Pucciniaceae
Exons: 4
Coding region: 1-1422 (473 amino acids)
Molecular function (GO): nucleic acid binding
Source: RefSeq, a predicted model, not a curated record